Messenger RNA from Cladophialophora psammophila CBS 110553, 1161 nucleotides. RefSeq lists its product as uncharacterized. Lineage: Eukaryota; Fungi; Ascomycota; Eurotiomycetes; Chaetothyriales; Herpotrichiellaceae. Gene Ontology annotation, biological process: mitotic spindle elongation; vesicle-mediated transport. The coding region runs from base 1 to 1161 and encodes 386 amino acids. The transcript has a single exon. The record is from RefSeq and is a predicted model, not a curated record. Gene Ontology annotation, cellular component: Golgi membrane.
AUGGCUCCAAAUCCUGUAUCAUUACCCGAUCCCGACGACGACUCUCCUUCUGCCGGACUCCUCAGUCCCUGGAGACCUCCCCGACGGUCCAUUUCUACCGGCCGAAGUUCUCCGUUUGUCCAAAGUCCAUCAACAGCGUGGCGAGAUGAACUGAUCAAUAACGCUGAGAAGAUGAGGCGCCGCGUGUAUAAAGUGUGGAGUGGGAUGACUCUUCUGCACAAGAUCCUCGCCUGCAUUGGGCUGGUAGCGUUGGCCACCCUGGGUGUCCUGUUCCUUGCGUUCAACGAACGUAUCUUCGGCUGGCUCGAACCCCUCGCUGAACGCUGGAAACAUACCACCGGAGGCUGGACUAUCCUAUGGGCUAUCGUCUUUGUCUGUGCCUUCCCACCCGUCAUUGGAUAUUCUACCGCCGGCACCACCGCCGGCUUUGUCUAUGGCGUCGGCGAAGGUUGGCUGAUUCUGGCCUCCGCUACCGUGGUCGGAUCUUUCUGCGCCUUUAUCGUCUCGAGAAGUGUCCUGCGGAAGUGGGUGGAGCGCAUGGUCGCCCACGACAAGAGGUUUGCCGCCUUCAGCCUCAUCCUGAAGCAUGACGGGUUGAAGUUGUUGGCCAUGAUCCGACUUUGCCCUCUACCAUAUUCCCUGUCGAACGGUGCCAUGUCCACUUUCCCUACAGUCAGCCCAUUCAUGUAUGGCCUGGCCACGGCGAUGGUCACCCCCAAGCUGUUGGUGCACGUCUUUAUUGGAAGCCGCUUGGCCGUCAUCGCGCGUACACGGGAAAAGAUGACCAUGGGAGAUCGAGCCAUCAACUAUGGAAGCAUUGCACUGGGUGCUGUGGUGGGCAGCUUGACAGGAUUAUACAUUUAUCGACAAACCAUGGCUCGAGCCAAGCAACUUGAGGCUGAUGAAACCAACUCCAUCCGCGAUGCGGCACGAAGAACCGGUCACCCGCCGCCUGAUUUCAGUGACGAUCCCGAGGCCCAGGUGGCCGCGGACGCCCUGGUUGACGACACGAUGGACUACUUUGACGACUCGCCUAAUGAGCGAGGGUAUCAUGACGAGACAGACGAUGAUGAUGUUUUUCUCAAAGGCGAUGGGGCAGCAGAUGAACCCGUGAUUGCCAACAUCAGUCUGCACCAACAAAAGAAAUACGAGGGAGCAUGA